CUCGGGUCGACAAACAUCGAGACCAGGCCGAUCGACUGGCUGGAAAAAGUCGACAGAUACUGUCGAUCUUUCUGACAAUGAUCAAUCUGUCUGCGAUACUGUGAAUCAACUUGAGAAUCAGCGACCAAGUGUCAAUCAGGCUGAAGACCUGACUUUAGUAAAUCUAAAUAGAUCUAGCAAUCUAAAUUCUUGUAACGUGAAUGAUAGCAUUGAUAAUGUUCAAACUCAUUCUAAAAUCAAUGACACAAACUCUAAUAGUUUGACCAAGUGGGUAAAAGUUAACGACACAAACGGAUCGAACAAGUGGGUAAAAUCGACUUCUACUAUCGAUGUCGAUACUGUUGACACUUCAAACAAUCGACUUACUGAACAAGUUGACUUUGACAAUUCGGCUGUUGAGGUUAGGCGUGAUUUCACACCUACGGUGACUGUAAAUAAUGAUUUUAAUGUGACAAACAACAACGCAUGGUCUGAUGUUGUAAAGAGAUCAAGGAAAGCUAAAAUGACUAUUCCUGUAAGUACAGGACAACCGUCCACGAGUGCCAAAUUGAAAUGUGACAGCAUUUCUUGGAGGGUGGACAUUUCAAAGAAUGCUGCACCAAUGUGGGAUUUGUCGAUCGAACGACUCCUAAAAUUUAUUGCUACGCUGGGCAAAAAAAGCAUCCUCUUCGCACAUUUGAGACAGUCAUUAUGAAUAUCAACAUACCGCCUGAUUCCUACAAACUGUACGAAGGCUUCACUGCAGAAGAUGUUCUGCUUGAGUUCGAGUUGCAACAUUCGCUGUGGCACUACAACCCGUUCAGCUUCAAAAGGAAGGAUGUCAGAUUGAACCCAUUCGAUCAAACAUGCAUCGGAAUUGUGUCCUCGAGGAACUACAGAGUGGAGCUCAAUGUCAUAAAAGUGGACUACUGGAGAGUUGUACAAUUUGUGCUUGGAAUCCUGCUAUUCGUGUUCGGACCUCGGUUGAGUAAAAAUGUUUUCUUCUACUACGUAUGCGGUAUCACUUUUGGAGUUGGAGCUUCUUUUCUGAUUCUGGUUUACUUUAUGAGUCGUUUGUUUCCAAAGACACCUUUGACGUACGGAUUCUUCCUGGGAGGAUCAGCCAUAACUUUCUACGCUUUUCAGCUGAUGAUGGAAAAUGUGCGCACCAUCUCAAUGCUUUACAAAGAAUACGUGAUUGGAUACUUCUUUACCACCUCACUCAUCAGCUUCAUCGUCUACUACAGAUUUGGACCCGUCUCUGAUCCCAGAAGCAUCAACCUUAUCAAAUGGUGUUUACAGGGCGCUGCUCUGGUAUCAAUAUUUAUGUGCAGCUACUUCCAGGAAGCAGUACUUGGAGUUGACCUCCUCCUUUUGGUGACUUACAAUAUUCCCAAGUCGUGGUUCAUCUCAAUCAUAACUCUCAUGAAACGAUUUCGACCAACACCGAAGAGAAAGCUUUUGAGUGAAGAUGAAUACCACGAGCAAGGGGCACGAGAAACGGCCAGAGCUUUGGAUGAAUUACGCGGCUAUUGUUCCAGUCCAGACUGUGACCAGUGGCGAGUUAUCAUUCGGCUCAAGAAUCCCAUAAGGUUUGCGAAAUUCGUGCAAGGGUCGUCGCAUUUGGAUGAUGAUGAAGUUUUGGCGUACGAUGUCGAUUCAACAAGAAAUGGCAUUGCAUCUCCUCAAGAUUAUUUCACUGACGAUUCUGAUUGACGGAACGUCACUUCUUUCAAGUGCCUGUAGCAAGUUUUUUGCUAAAUAAAAGCUUCACUUUCAAACUUUUUUCUCAACUUUUGUGAUAAAAAAUUGUGUAAAAUAUGUAAUAAAAAAAAUACAAAUUACAUUUUUUUAUGUGAACUCUAAUUGAUAGUUGUAACUCGUAUUCGCAUGAACAAAAUAUGCUUCGUUAAAGCUAGUCAUUAAGUACAAAGUUUCGGUUUUGAAUGGAUGAUUGUGUUUUGAAGAAUUUUAUGUUGAAAUUAACUAGAAAAAAGUGAACUUAAUUACGUCAGUAAACUCUUGAAAAAUUAUGAUGAUAAUAAUAAUCUAAGAUUUAAAAAAAUGUAUUACUUAAUAAUCGUUUUUUAAUAAUAAUUAUUUAGAGAGUUUUUUUAGAAUGAUUAUUUAAUUAACAAAGAUGUUAAUUAUAAACUUCUUUGUUCUUUCAAGUCUUAAACUCCUAAACAAUAAUUUGUUAAUAUCAAAACUCGAGUUAACAAAAAUCGUAUUAAUAAAUAAAAAAUUCCAGUAAUCUAGAUUCAUAAAUGGAAAAUUACAAAAAAAAAAAUGGUUCUAACUUAUAAACUAACAAACUAAGAAAUCAGUUAACUCUCGAAAAACAAUUGGUAUAGCAGAAACAGUAUUCCGCGCGAAUAAAUUGGUUUGUAUUAAUCAAAAGCCUUCUCACAAUGAAGACAUUUUCAAUCUGUAUCAAUAAGUUAUUACAGAAUCUUGCUUUUAAAAUUAUUAGAAUUAAUAUUAUAUAACCUACAGUGAUAUAAAUUUUAUUAGGAAUAGGAGUAACAUGUACGAAAUUAAUAAACUGAAUCAAAAUCUUUAAUGGAAGGUGAAACUCUAGCUUCAUUUUAUAAUAUUUCAGUUUUCUCUGCAAAAUUGAUUUAUGAAAAUGAUUUUUCAUAAACCAUAAAUCAAAUCAAAU
This is a messenger RNA of Nilaparvata lugens (brown planthopper), 2641 nucleotides long. Its product is annotated as nuclear envelope integral membrane protein 1a-like. The record is from RefSeq and is a predicted model, not a curated record. The transcript is spliced from 8 exons. Lineage: Eukaryota; Metazoa; Arthropoda; Insecta; Hemiptera; Delphacidae. Gene Ontology annotation, cellular component: nuclear envelope. The coding region runs from base 691 to 1695 and encodes 334 amino acids.